AUGCCCUACUGCGAUUUAGUACUCAAUAGGAGAUUCCCCGCUCCUCUUGAAAAUAGGUUCCUUCUUGGGGCUCCUGAUUAUAGUGAUCGCGCGUGCCUGGCUUUUCGCCGCGCGAUUUCUUGCUCAGACAUUAGGCUUGCAUCCGAUGACCUUAGUUAUGAGCUUUACGCUCCCAACCACUUUGCUCUCCAGUUUGGUCUUAUCCAACUAGUGUCGUUCCCCCUCUAUGAUGCUUGGAACUACAACACCUCUUGGCACAGAAUUGAUUAUGAUCAAUGGUGGUCAGAAGUUUCCGUCAACUGCUGGGGACAGAGGGAUGACGAACUCUUCGCGACCAUUUUUGAAGAGCUGAGAUAUCCUUAUGAUGCUGAUACUGAACUACUUGCUCGCUUUCCUGAAGCUGAGGCGCGACCUCCGCUACCUGAACAGGCUCCGCGACCCGCGCGAGCCCCUUGCCCGGUCCAAGCUGGGAUCAUUAUUCAUGAGCCUCCUCAAGAGGGAAGUAUGCCACCUUCUGGAUGUCGUGUAGUUGACGCUUCUCCGGCCAUUGGUCAGGCCAAGAAGAAGAAAGUGAUAGCAACAGAGCCUGAAGUUGAAAACUCUUCCUCUGACGAUGAUGACCCACAAACAAUUGCUGCUGCUUUAGCCCUCAAGCGCAGUCACGCUGAUCCCCAGACUGAUCCAUGGGCAGAAGACGAACCCGUCGCUGACCGACUGGUUCGUCGUAGGUCAUCAAGGCAAGUUGGAGAAGGAUCCUCCGCUCCUGGCGAAGGUGUGUCUGGUUCGCAAACCAAGAGCCGAAUGGUUCUAACAAUCCUCCCUCUCCAGUUAAUGCUGCCAACAAUAUGCAGUUGGUUCUGGUCCCCAUGCAGGUUAUAGAUGACAGCUUGCCUAAUUCAAUUCCAGCGUCCGGUGAGGUUGCCCAAGAACCUGUGCUUACAGCAACUCUUCGCGAACCACCUGUUGAAGAGGACCCAAAUGCCCUUCCAAACGAGGAAGCAGCUGUCAUAGCCGGAGAGAUAGUGGCCGAGAAUCUUGCUGAACUUGUCGCGUGCUCGAAGUGACCCCUCCUGGGGUCGUAGAUGAUGCCCGAGAAGGUCUUCGUCGCUUCCUGGGUCCUGAUAUUUUGAUUCCUGGCGCGACCGCGAGAGUUUUGGAGCAUCUGAGGGUACUUCUUCGCGAGGGGGCUAUCACUGAAGACCAAUUUCAAGAGGUUGACCAACUGCUGCAGGAUCUUCCCCAAGGGCUCAAUGAAAGGGCGGUCGCGACUGCGCAGGCAAGGCAGACCGAAACAGACUACCAGACUCUUGCUCAACAGACGGAUGCUGCGCGUGAUUUCUUGGGUGAUCGGGCUAGUCUCAUUAGGGAUCUAACUCUUGAAAGAAACCACCUGCGGAUCCAGAUCCAGGAUCUUCAAGCCCGAUUAACUGAUGUGACGGCUAGGCUUGCCCAAGCGGAACCUCAAUUGGAACAGCCCCUUGCAGCUUUCGAGACGUUGACCCAUGACCUGGCCCAAGCUCGUGCAGCGGCCCAACAGGCCUCACAAGCUGCCGCUGAUGCUAGCUUUCACCAGGAUGAACUUUUCCUCCACUUAGCUCAUGCAGGCCGGGGAUUUUUAGGCCUCUGAUAUUAGGCCCAUUAACUUGUAUGGACAAUAUUACUACCGA
Molecule: messenger RNA, 1667 nt
Organism: Rosa chinensis
Lineage: Eukaryota; Viridiplantae; Streptophyta; Magnoliopsida; Rosales; Rosaceae
Exons: 6
Coding region: 1-879 (292 amino acids)
Source: RefSeq, a predicted model, not a curated record